This is a messenger RNA of Sardina pilchardus (European sardine), 2312 nucleotides long. It is a transcript of the gene hibadhb, whose product is annotated as 3-hydroxyisobutyrate dehydrogenase b. Lineage: Eukaryota; Metazoa; Chordata; Actinopteri; Clupeiformes; Clupeidae. Gene Ontology annotation, biological process: L-valine catabolic process. The transcript is spliced from 8 exons. The record is from RefSeq and is a predicted model, not a curated record. Bases 34 to 1029 code for a protein of 331 amino acids. Gene Ontology annotation, molecular function: 3-hydroxyisobutyrate dehydrogenase activity; NADP binding; NAD binding. Gene Ontology annotation, cellular component: mitochondrion.
UGCCAGUGUCUCCGAGGUCAGGAGCAAAGAAGCAUGGCCGCUGUAUUCAGGGGGUCCCGAAAGCUAUGGAGAAGGUGGUCCAACCAUGUCGACCUGGCUCUCGUGUCCAGCCGGGCGAUGGCAUCGAAGACGCAGGUGGGCUUUGUGGGGCUGGGCAACAUGGGGAACCCCAUGGCCAAGAACCUGCUGAAGCACGGGUACCCCGUCAUCGCCACCGACGUCUUCCCCGAGUCCUGCAAGGAGAUCCAGGAGCUGGGCGCACAGAUCCUGGACUCCCCAGCUGAGGUGGCGGAUAAAGCGGACCGCAUCAUCACCAUGCUCCCCUCCAGCCCCAACGUCAUCGAGGUCUACACCGGACCCAACGGCAUCCUCAAGAAAGUGAAGAAGGGCUCCCUGCUCAUUGACUCCAGCACUAUAGACCCGGCCGUCUCCAAGGAGAUGGCUGCUGCCGCCGAGAAGAUGGGGGCGGUCUUCAUGGACGCGCCAGUGUCUGGGGGUGUGGGGGCGGCCAGUUCAGGUAAGCUGACCUUCAUGGUGGGCGGUCCAGAGGAGGAGUUCACGGCCACCAAGGAGCUGCUCACCUGCAUGGGGGCCAACGUGGUGCACUGUGGUCAGGUCGGCACCGGACAGGCAGCUAAGAUCUGCAAUAACAUGCUGCUGGCCAUUGGGAUGAUUGGCACGUCAGAGACCAUGAACUUGGGCAUCAGACUGGGCCUGGAUCCGAAGCUGCUGGCGAAGAUCCUGAACAUGAGCUCGGGCCGGUGCUGGUCCAGCGACACCUACAACCCCGUGCCCGGCGUCAUGGAGGGGGUACCCUCCGCCAACAACUACCAGGGCGGCUUCGGCACCACCCUCAUGGCCAAGGACCUCGGGCUGGCCCAGAACACGGCGACCAGCACGCGCACUCCCGUGCCCAUGGGGGCGCUGGCGCACCAGGUGUACCGCAUGAUGUGCGCGCGCGGCUACGCUAGCAAGGACUUCUCGUCCGUCUUCCAGUUCCUGCGCGAGGAGGACGCCGGCGGCCAGUAGGGGGCAGCAGAGCAGAGCAGAGGCCUUCAGCGCCACCCUGUGCCUCUCUCGGGACGCAACGCAACGCAACGCCCCGACACACACACACACACACACACACACACACACACACACACACACACACACACACACACACACACACACACACACACACACACACACACACACUCACACACACACACACACACACACACACUCUCUCAUUCUCACACUCUCAUUCACAUACUCACACACACACACACACACACACACACACACACACACACACACACACACACACUCUCUCUCAUUCUCACACUCUCAUUCACAUACUCACACACACAUGUCUGACACACCACCAUGCUGUCCUGACACUCACACACACACAAACACAAACGCACACACACACAUACAUACAUACAUACACACACAUAGUCAUACUCAUUCACUCUCUCAAACACACACACACACAAACGCACUCACACACACACACACACACAGCGAUGCUAAUGUGGUCUGAGUCAUGUGUCAUGGGUCUCCAUUGGGCAACCGAGCGUGAGUGUGUGUGUGUGUGUGUGUGUGUGUGUGUGUGUGUGUGUGUGUGUGUGUGUGAGUAUGAGGUAGCAGGUGUACUUGUUCCAUAUUGAUUGAUUGUUUGUUUGUUUGUUGAUUUGUUUGUUCAUGUUGUCUUGGGGAAUCAUGUUACUCGUGUGUCCUGCACAGCACUCCUGGAUCAGUGAGAACCAAACACACACACACACACACACACACACACACAGCACUCCUGGAUCUGUGAGUUGAUUUGCUGUAGACGUGCUCGACUCCACUGCAAUUAGAACCAACCACACACACAUAUACAUACACGCAAUACACAACACACACACACACACACACACACACACACACACACACACACACACACCACACCACACACAGUGCCAUCCUGUUUGCUCUUCGUCCUUAAGGAGGAAGAAGAGGAGGAGGAUUGUCAUUGCGCCAUCACAGCCUUGGGACUGCCUACGGAGAUGAGUCUUACACACACACACACACACACACACACACACACACACUACUCGGCGCGCUGGCCUGUUCCACACAAUCACACGCACUCACACUACUCGGCGUGUUGGUCUGUUCCACACACACACACACACACACUUAUCCACAUCUUUAGUUUUGUGUUUUGUUUUUGAUUUAUUUGCUUUUUUUUUUUGUUUAUUUUUGUUGUUGUUGUUUGUUUGAUUAGUUUAUUUGUGGUUAGCAGGUAGCUGGGUAAUGAGCUGAAGGGACUCCUCCAUUAAAGA